This is a messenger RNA of Brienomyrus brachyistius, 1782 nucleotides long. It is a transcript of the gene eef1akmt1, whose product is annotated as EEF1A lysine methyltransferase 1. The record is from RefSeq and is a predicted model, not a curated record. The transcript is spliced from 6 exons. NCBI's taxonomy places the organism in Eukaryota, Metazoa, Chordata, Actinopteri, Osteoglossiformes, Mormyridae. Gene Ontology annotation, biological process: methylation. Bases 520 to 1158 code for a protein of 212 amino acids. Gene Ontology annotation, molecular function: protein-lysine N-methyltransferase activity; nucleic acid binding.
GCAGGGCACACUCACGCACCAUUCACCCACACAUGCACACCUACGGGCAAUUUACCAACUCCAAUUAGCCUCAGCAUGUUUUUGGACUAGAUAUUUCUUUAGUAUAUGUAAAUGAGGCAGUCCAUUGCGCGCUUCUGUGAUGUUUUAACGGCAUCUUCCUCAAAGUCAUUCUCUACGAGAAGAGUACGUCACUGACUGCUCGUCAGCACAGCAGUAGUGAAGAGAAGAGAGAAGGGCAGACGACUGCAGAGCCGAACGAAAGCAGGGUUGAGGGUGAAGACUAUCGCUACAGAACUGAACAACGUUGUAAUAAUAGUCACCUUUGCGCUGUUACGCGUCCGAGUGAUUUAAAACUGAGAUGCCCCCCGAAAUUGUAUUUCUUUAUUUUUUGUUGCCGACCUGCCUGAUCUAAACGGAGUAUAACUGUCAACAAAGUGACGCUCUUCGCCUUCACGGGUUCUGGACAUGGCCGAAGAGUGAAUCCCCAAAAUUUUUCUGGCAGAAAAUCGACGUCCUGCCAUGAGCGACAGUGACGAUGACAUACCCCGGCUGUCCGCGGCUACCCUCGCAGCGCUGCAGGAGUUUUACGCCGAGCAGCAAUGCGACCCCCCCGAAGAAGCCGCACCGGUAGACAAAUUCUCGGUCGGAGCGGUGCAGGAGGACUGGCGCAUGAGUCAGUUUUGGUACAGCGACGAGACUGCGGAAAGGCUGGCCGAGGAACUCGCACAUGAAGCAGGCAAAGGAGGCAGAAUAGCUUGCCUGAGUACCCCCAGCGUUUACCAAAAGCUGAAGCAACAGGCUGUGGAUGCAUCUGUGGUGCUUCUGGAGUACGACAAUCGCUUCUCUGUCUAUGGCGAUGAGUUCGUCUUCUACGAUUACACCAACCCCCUCUGCUUGCCGGCCCAAAUCAACAGCCAGAGCUUUGAUAUCGUCAUUGCAGACCCACCAUAUCUGUCGCAGGAGUGCCUCAGCAAGGUGGCCCUCACCGUCAAGUUCCUUAGCAAGGGGAAGGUGCUCUUAUGCACAGGAGCCAUCAUGGAGGAAGAUGCAGCAAAGUUGCUGGGUGUCAAAGUCUGUAGUUUCCUACCUAAACACAACCGGAAUCUAGCCAACGAGUUCCGCUGUUUUGUCAAUUACCCAUCCCGCCUGGACUCCUGAAGUCUGUUAUGGAUAUUUCUUCUAUUGAUAUGCUAUAUCCAGAUAAUACAUGGUAAUAUUUUUGAAGUAUAUAAAUAUGUUUCAUAAUAGAAAUUAAUCUUCUGCUAAAUUAUAAAGGAAAACACUGUUAUGUGCCUUGUGUUAUCCCACAUAUUAACUGGUUAAAUAUGAUCCAGAGCUUUCUUUACAAACUAAUUUUUGAUACCUCUGAAGAACACCUAUGGUGGUACCUGUUUUUGUCUGUCAAUAUUAAAUAGAAAUCUACACUAGAAUUGUUCUACAGGUUCACUUGUCAAACAUAAGUCAACAACAUUCCAACUUUUGGGCCCGAGUUCUCCUGUUAGACUCCACAUCCUCAUAUCUCAUACCCAUAUACUUCACCAUUAGCUCACUCACUUCUCUCAGAUAAAGAAGAAAGCGUACGUGCUUCACCAGACCACUGUUUGUGACUCAAAACCACAAGAUAAUUUACAUUCAUUACACAAUAUCCACACUUGCCUCUUGAUACAUUUUCUUUAGAAUUAAUUGUACAACAGUUGACUGACCUGCAGUUACUGGAGGUUAAAACUAGUAUGGAAUGGAAAAUGAAUAAUGAAUGAAUAAUAAAAUCAUUGAAAUGCAUAA